AUGCCCAAGUCAAAUAGAAGAAUCGUUCGUGCAAGGGAUUCAAAAGGACGCUUCCUACCCGGAAAGAAGGCCAAGUCUGUUGCCAGCAAGUCUCGUUCGAGAUCCAGAAGCCGCAGUGUUGUGAGCCGUAAGACGACCCGUACCAAUUCGUUGACUCGUCGUCGUUCAUCGACGAAAGCUCCUUCGUCUGCCCGUCAAUCCAGAUCUCGCUCAAGAUCUCGCUCAAGAUCUCGCUCCAAAUCCCGCUCCACGUCUUCCCGCCGUUCCCGCUCUCGCUCAGCUCGUCGUGUCUCGUUCAAGCGUGGACGUCCUGCUUCGUUUGCUAUGAAGAGUCCUGAAGAGAAGACGGCCGCAAAGAAGACGGCCGCAAAGAUAAUCCUUAGAGUAGAUUAG
Molecule: messenger RNA, 393 nt
Organism: Caenorhabditis elegans
Lineage: Eukaryota; Metazoa; Nematoda; Chromadorea; Rhabditida; Rhabditidae
Gene: F08H9.2
Product: SPerm CHromatin enriched
Exons: 1
Coding region: 1-393 (130 amino acids)
Source: RefSeq, marked reviewed